Messenger RNA from Camelina sativa (false flax), 2110 nucleotides. The record is from RefSeq and is a predicted model, not a curated record. NCBI's taxonomy places the organism in Eukaryota, Viridiplantae, Streptophyta, Magnoliopsida, Brassicales, Brassicaceae.
UUUAGAUAUUCAUUCUUUCCUUUUACGAAAAAAGAAAAAAGAAAAAAAAAACAAAGAUUGUUGGUCUGUCUUUUUCCAUUUUCACAUAUGAUUCAUUAUUCAAUUCAAGUGAUAUAUUGCUUAAUUUAAAAUCUCUGUUCGAUAAUCUGUGAAUUAUUUCGGGUUAACAGGUUUUAAAACCAUCGAAGAAUGAUCAGAUUCGGGUAGAAGAUACUGAGAGAAGAUAAGAGUUGUAUCUGAACUAACUGUUUCAAUCAGAAACGGUGUACAUUGUGGCAUUGUUAGUAUACACCGAAGAUGGUAAGAAAGGGAAAGAUUUAAAUUAGACGAGAAGUAUCAAAAGAUUGGUGCAUUCAGGAAAAUGGGAUGUCUUUGGAGAGCUUCCAAAUCACGUCUAGUAACACAGAUCAGGAAGGCUAAGACCAUGAAGGAUAGGAUGCAUCUAAAACCGAAGAACAUUCACCCGGGAGAGUGGCAUAAAUUUGUCAACCAUAAAGCUAGCUCAGCUUUUAAGGCUCUGAGUGAUUCAUACAAGGAGAGACGGCAGAAACAGAUUCCUCACACUGUUAGCUGUAAAGGAAUGGUUCGACUGACUGAAAAAAUGAAAUAGAGUUCAUCUGAACCCAAUCAAGUGACAAGGCUGAAAGUGUGGGUCAAGUCACGGACAAAAAAAGAUGGGACUCCGGUUAAUAACCAGGCUGCGGAAAAGAAUAAGUACAGCAAAUAUUGAUAGUGGCGCUCCUUCCGCAUCAACAUCAACUCUUGGUAAGAACGAUACACUCACUCAAAUAUUAGGACCUCAUAAUCCAGGUCGGUUAAGGGCCAUGGGUCGCGGUAUGUCUACGACAAAGCUAGCUUGUUACCAAGUCAAGUCUGCAUAUAUGAAUCAAAUGCAAGAUAUACUGAGAAUGAAUAACCCGUGUGUUAACAAAUCAGUACCACCUAAGUGUCUAUUGGUUGAUUGGACUGGAACUGAGGAAAUUGUCGCUGAGGGCCGUCUUCUUUCUACUGAUCCUGAGGAGUAUGUGAAUGAAAUUCUAUUAAGACCUAACACUAUGAAAGUGUUGGUGGAAUCUGCCAUCAUCCCAAAUGCAUUUCUUUGGAGACCUACAACAAAGAUGACAACUAUGGAGGAGGCUAUUGGUCAUAUUAUUGCGUGGGAGGCAGAUAGUUGUGUUGCUGGACAUGAAAAGGUCAGUGACGACGAGGCUGUGCCAAAGAGCCCAUAUGUAAGUUCGAAGAACAGAUGCACUCUGAUGGAUUGGGUUACAGGUGAAAAUCAUGUUGCUGAAGGCCUUUGGCAGUCGAGAGACCCUCAAGCUAUGGUUAAUGGUAUUCCCUCGGACCAGUUGCUGUGAAAAUUUAUGUGGAUGUGGUAAUAUCACCUCAUGCAUUUCCAUGGAGGCCUACACCGGACAUGACAAACAUGGAGCAGACAUUACAUACUUUCAUAGCUUGGCCUGCCAACAGAGUGGUGAAUGAAGCCCACACAAAAGCAUCUACUCAUAAAUUUCCACAAGGUCGAAAGUCUCCUGCUAAGAGUACUUCCAUGAAUAAGUCGUCAUCAGGUCCAUCGCCUUCUCUUGAGAAAUCUCCAUAAACUCCAAAGACUUCUACAGUUAGACCAAUUGCUACUCAAACAACUCAACCAACUCCAAAAGCUCCUGUAAAGGAAACUAAACAACCUCCACAAUCUCCUCUGCGAAAAUCAAAGCGGAAUGUUGUUGCUGAAGGAUUAUGGGCUUCAAAUGAUCCAUACUACACUGUCCACUUCGCACCCUUGGGUCCAAAUGCAGUUCGAGUUUGGGUAGAUGUUGUGAAGAUCAAUGACGGAGCAGUGUGGAGGACAACUUCUGAAAUCGAGACAAUGGAAGAUGUGCUUGGUACUUCUAUUGCAUGGCCGGAGAACAGAGUUGUUAUGUGCUCCAAGGAUUGAAGUCAUCUGAAACUUUCCUACUUUUUACUCUCCUUCUCUCCCUAUUGACUUAAUUAUGAAUGUCAUGGUUUUUAAGUUUAUCUAAGAAUUUGAACUUGUGUUUGUCAAGAUAUUUAAGUUUGAACUUGUGUUUGUCAAGAUAUUUUAAUUUUUAUGUAUGAAUUAUUUCUACAA